Molecule: messenger RNA, 9064 nt
Organism: Eriocheir sinensis (Chinese mitten crab)
Lineage: Eukaryota; Metazoa; Arthropoda; Malacostraca; Decapoda; Varunidae
Gene: Erk7
Product: extracellular signal-regulated kinase 2-like
Exons: 9
Coding region: 118-2166 (682 amino acids)
Biological process (GO): intracellular signal transduction; protein phosphorylation
Cellular component (GO): nucleus; cytoplasm
Molecular function (GO): ATP binding; MAP kinase activity
Source: RefSeq, a predicted model, not a curated record
CUGGCCUCGAGACACAGUGUGAGGGAGACCAUGGUGGAGGGAAGGUGUACGGAAAGGCGCCUCUUGGAGUGACUGCAGCGUGGCAUUGGAGUCUCCCUGUUCUAAUAAGCAGGCAGGAUGAGUGAGAACAAGGGGGAAGGGAUUAGCGAGAUCGACAGCCACAUCAACAGAAAGUAUGAAGUCCGCCGCAGGAUUGGCAAGGGCGCGUACGGCAUCGUGUGGAAGGCCAUCGACAGGCGCACAGGCGACGUGGUGGCGGUGAAAAAGAUCUUCGACGCCUUCAGGAACGAGACGGACGCGCAGCGAACCUUCCGGGAGAUCGUGUUCCUCCUCGAGUUUUCGUCGCACCCCAACAUCAUCCGCCUCCUCAACGUCCUGCGCGCUGAUAACAACAAAGACAUCUACCUGGUGUUUCAGUUCAUGGAGACAGAUCUUCACAAUGUCAUCAAGAAGGGCAAUGUUCUGGAGGACAUCCACAGGCGGUAUAUCAUGUACCAGCUGUUCAGGGCCGCACGGUACCUCCACUCGGGCUCCGUAAUCCACAGAGACCUGAAGCCGUCCAAUCUCCUCGUGGACAGCGACUGCCAUGUCAAGGUUGCAGACUUCGGACUGGCCCGUUCAGUGGAGCCCAACGCCCACAUAGAGCCCCAGGGAGACCCCACGCUGACCAACUAUGUGGCGACCAGGUGGUACAGGGCCCCCGAGAUUCUGCUCAACUCUAAGAGGUACACACUCGGGGUGGACAUGUGGAGUUUGGGCUGUAUCCUCGGGGAGAUGCUGCUUGGGAAGCCCAUGUUUCCGGGUUCCUCCACCAUCGACCAGAUUGAGCGGAUCAUGGCUGUCAUUCCUCCACCCGCAAGAGAUGACCUGCACCACGUCUCCUCGCAGUACGCCUCCACGCUGCUCAACAAGCCUCACGGCGGCCGCGCACCCAAGACUCUCAGGGACCUUCUGACCGGGGCGCCUCCUGAUGCCAUUGACCUCCUGGAGAAGCUCAUGGUCUUCAACCCCGACAAGAGACUGACAGCUGAGCAGGCCCUGAGGCACCCCUAUGUGGCCAGGUUCCGCAACACAGCAAAUGAACCGUGCCUUGCCAGAGCCGUGGUGCCUUGCCUCAGGGAUGACAUACAGCUCAGCGUUGAUAUUUACCGCAACAAACUCUACGAACUCAUCGCGUCACGCAAGACUCGACUCCGCAACUCCACCAGCAGCGAGCGGAUCGGUGAUGGAAACACAGGCGGAAUGAGAACCCCCUCCUCGUUCAGCGCCCUCAGCACACAGGCCAGAAGACCAUCCCAGCCCACAGCUUUGCCAGGGAGCAGCCCAGCGAGAAGCAGCAACAGCAACCAUCACAGCACAAGUCAGUCUGGCCAGCCCAUCAAAGUCAAGGUUGUGGCCAGGAAGGUGGAGCGGCCAGCAGUGUCCAGGGUGGAGGAGGGUGGCCGGCGCUCGUCCAAGGAUAGUGAUAAGUCCUCCGCCAAGUCCAACAGUAGUUCCUCUAGUCCAGGGAGCAGCGGCAGGCACAAGUCCAUAUCCCCGCCCCUCUCCAGACCUGACCAGAGGCACCACCACCACCACAACCAUCACAGUCACCACUCAGAGACUCACAGCAACUUGGGACAGAGGCACCGAAGCUUGGACGGCUUCAACAACAACAUCACCACCAACAACAACAAUAUGGUCGGCCCCGUGGCGCACUCUGGCGGGGUGACGGUAACCUUAGCAGCAGCAGGUGGUGGUGGUGGAGGUACAAGCUCAGGUGAGAAGCGUGGGCCGUUCACUCGCUCUGUGUCCCUCACCUUCCCUGCUGCUAGUGAGGGCUCACCACCCACCACCAAGGUUGUCACUAGCUAUAACAGACAAACAGCGGCUCAGAAGACAAGUCCUAAUAAACGAUCCCCUUCCACUGUGUCUCCUGUGAACAGCGGACAUAGAGGAGGAGGAGGAGGAGGCUUAGGCAACAUCACCAACAACAUCACCUCCGCCACAGGCAUUGGGGUGGUAAGUGGUGGUGGUGGGUACAGUCGCUCACCCACCAAGUACUCAUCCACCACUUCUGCCAAUGGCUACACUAGUAAGGCCUCUCAUCCGCUCUUUGCCACCUACUCCCAACAUGCCACCAUCUCCUCCACAGCCUACAGGGAGCUGCGGCAAGGUGUGAAGUGAGGGACUGAGGUGUGAGGCUGGUUCUUAUCCUCCUCUUUCUCGCCUUUAUCCAGCCUCUUCAUCCUCUCCUUUCUCUUUGCAUUUUUUGUUCAAUUGGUUUUCCUUAUGGUUCUGUUUCUCCUCUUAAUCCAGCCUCCUAUCUUUAUCCUUUUCUUUUCAUGUUGUGUCAUUUGUUUUCUUUUUUUAUAGUUGUUAUUUUCGUCAUUUACAACAUUUAGCCUUCUAUUCCUUAUCUCCUCCCAUUUGUUUUUGUUUUUUCUCCUUAUCCAGCCUCCUCCUCCUCUUCUUCUCUUGGUGUCUUUUGUUCUGUUGCCUUUCUUUAUAGUUUGUUUUUUCCUUCCUUCUUAUUCUUUUCAUCAUCAUUUAGUCUUCUCUUCCUUAUCUCCUCUCAUUUGUAUGGUUCUGUUGCUCCUUUUUAUUCAGCUUCCUCUUUCUUAUCCUCAUAUUUUCUUAUUGUGUCAUUUUUUCUUGUCUUUAUCAUUUGUUUUCUCCUUUCUUUUUAUUGUUGUUCUCUUCAGCACAAUGCAGUCUUCUCUUCCUUCAUCUCCUCUCUUUUCUAUCAUGUCACUUGUUCAUUUUCUUUAUGGUUCCUUUUCUUCUUUCUCCUUUAUGUCCAUUCUUCUAGUAUUUUUUUAUUGUCUUUAAUUUUCCUUACCUUUCUUUUCUCCAUCCAAUUCAUUAUCUACUUUUCCUUCUCAUUCCCUCCUUCAAUUUCUUUUCCUGUUGUGUACAUUCCUAAAAAAAGGGCAUUUGUUUGCCAUACAACCCCACGUAGUGUGAUCUUGAUACACACACCCACACACCCACAUAUGCACAAUUAUUUCUAAGGCUGCACUUGUAGAACAUUAACUACUAGUGUAAGAACCAUUUGUACCACUAGUUCUGUACUUUUCAUCAACUACUACUACUUCUACUUUAUAUACUCAUCUACUCAAGGAGCAUAAAUGUAUGACUUCAAAAUACAUAUUGCAUUAUUCAGGCUUCCUCACUCCAGUGCAUCCACUAUUUCAUCCCAUAUCCACUUCUCCCCUUCCCUUGCAUCUCUCAAAGGAGGGUGACUAAGGCAGUGUGAUGUUGCUUCUCCUCUGUCCAUUUACUUCAUCCUCACACACUGCAUCCGUCCCAUUCCCCUGCCCACCCUUCAUAGCCUUCAAUUAUUCCUAUUACUUUGUCUCUCCUGUUCACCUCAGUCACAUUACAUACAUACAUAGCUCAGUGCAUUAUCUUUAGUAGUUGCAGCAGCUUAAUGAUAAUGGUUAUGUCUAUACAUAUUUGUACAUACAUACCUCUACAUAGUCAAGUUUUGUAAGAAGAGAGCUGAAAUUUAUUAUCUUAUCCUCCUUGUACAAUGUUCUCAGUUCCCUAAUAGUGAGAAGAAAAAGAAGAAAGGCAAAAAAAAGCAUCAGUAAGGGUUUUCUGUGCCAUAGAAGACAUUCAUCCACAUUAGUGAUAUAAUUUAUUCCUCAGCUAGUCCAGUCGUCAGCACCAGUAUAGCAUUCCUUUGUAUGGUGGUUUAUGUUUGCAUUUAUUGAGGGUCAAGUGAUUUUUUUUCUCCUGAAAUAAGCCAUAACUCAUCCAUGCAUCCUGAACAUACAUAGAUAGUCAGUGAGGUGGAGUGAGUAGUGUCAUAUAUCCUGUCAAGGUUCAAUAUCAGGGCUUAGUUUUAAACGCAGCCGAGUGGGUGUGUUUGCGCUGUGACUGCCUUACACAACAGCAUAUAUUUUUCUAAAUGUCCGCCAUUGCCUGCAGAAAAAAGCAACAGCAGUUUGUACACGACAUUUCACCCAGUUUUCCUGUCAGGAAAAUAUUAACUGGAAGAAAAAAAGAGCCAAAGUAUGAAAAUGAAAUAAUCAAAAUGGCAAAGGUUUUAUCAGUUUUUAUUUUGGUAUUGUUUGAGUUUUUGGAUCUUGGCUCAAACUGCCAGAGAUUUUCUUUGAUGUGAGCUCUAAUUAGAAGUGAAUAAACCUUAGACCUACACCCACAGGGAUGGUGGCCUUCACUUGUAGUAUGUUACAGUGCAAGGGUGUAAUGGCUGCAUUUUUAUGUACUUGGUUCAGAAUUCCACGCUUGAGUUGUUUACAGAUAGGUCUUCUUGAUACAUUUGUUUCUAAAAAUGUUGGUGGCUAAGAGAAGAGAAAACAGGUUAAUUGAAGCAUUUUUGUGGCUGUACAUCUUUUGGGGAGGGUAGGAGGCAAUCCCUUUGAAGAUGGAGGAAGAGAAGCACUCAGGGUGGCCAGUUCUCUCUCCUCACUUUCAAGACCGUACAUCUUUUAGGGGAGGAAAUGAAGUGACUCCCUUAAAGAUGGAUGUAGAGAAGUACUGAGGAUGACUAAUGAUAUGUAUUACUUCCAUACCUGUAUCUUUUUUUGGGUAGGAAUGAGUACUCCCUUUAAGAUAGACACAGAAAAGAACUUUGGAAGAGCAAUGUUCUCUCCCUCUAGGACACCAGAAUGCAUGUGAAGUGUGUUUGCCUCUGUGCCUCCCCUCAGUACCUCUAAUGAUUUGGUGAACAACUCACUCCAAUUUGGUAAAUAACUCGCUGUCAGGAGCUGCCACGUUUAGGCUGUCUGACCUCUUGUAGUCUCCUUAUAUAUAAUAUGGAGCUCCCCUCAGCCCCACAGGUCCUUUACUACUCCCAAGGCACAUGACAAUCAUUUGCAUUAAGCACAGGCUGACACUUUAUAGCCUUCCUAGCUACACAAUGGCUGAGAUGAGAGCUGUGUGGCAUUGUUUGUACAUGUAUAAAAGAUAAUGCUAGUUUUUCCUUCAGUGGAAUACUCACCAAAUUCAUUUAAUGGCCAACAGUUGAUUUAGUCUUUUAGUCACUUAGUGCCUUAGAUGAGAGUUUGUGGUAUAAUUUUAUCUUUUCUCUGCAUAUAUCCAAGACAUAACAAGACUGAUUUCUAUCAGCUGCUCUUGGCAAAAUCUGUUCUGUGUAUUGUCAGCAUGUAAGUUCCUUAGACCAGCCCUUUUUAGAUAGUGGUAAAUUUUGAUUUGUGCGUCUUCUUAUGGCAGCCUCAUAGUGUCUCUUUGUCUGAGAGGCCCACAACUCACAACUGUAGGGGAACACAGAGGCAAGCACAUCAGUCUUUCUGUGCACUAUUUUGUUUUGUCUGUGCCACACUCACACUUGCAAGAUGUUUGACUGUCAUUACUUCUGAAGAAGCCAUAUUACAUUAUAUAUCAUUAGCAAGGCAUUGACAUAAGAGCAAUCAGUAGUGUCUGUUGGUAGACUUGUACAAACAUUAGUUGUCAAGUCAACAAUGUUAACUUUAGUCAUAAACGAAGUGCAUUUAUCCAUAACUUACACAAUGUAUCAUACCUAAACCCUCCAGUCUGGCAUGUUACACUGACUGAGAUGUUGAGGAAAUGUCAGACACGUGGACUGUGCAAAGACAGGUGUGUAGCACAGUGAGAGGCGGUGAUACAAGGAUGCCAUGCAGUACACAUGUGCCUUGCCGUCUGAGCCUUAACUAUAGUCACCACCACCCAGCUAGGCCCUCCGUGACCCUCUACCCAAAGUUGUGAGGGUCACUAAUCUUUAUCAACUUUAGCUCUAAUCCCUCUUCACAUUCACUGAUCACCUCUUGUAUAAUUUAUGUGAGAGUAUUUCAUGGGUUUAUUUUAACUAAUAUGGACACCAAAAAAUAACCUCAACCAAUUAAUGACCACUCUCGGGAAAGGGUUGGGGUUAGGGGCUAGCUGGCUGGUGGUAACUACAACAGGUCCCUCCAUGUUGUCCCUCCAGCUGUGUCCAGGCACCCACUCUGCUGGCUGUUGGGUGACCGACCUCCCUCUCCAAGUCAGAAGACUGCCACUACAUCCCUGUACUUAAAUAUAUGUACAAAUGAUAAAGGAGGGGGUGGAAUGAUGGAAAUGUCAGAAAUAUACACUGUCAGCCAUGUUCCUUGUCAUUUUGUCAGCUGCAGUGGGUCAUAAAGUUGUGUAAUGUUUCAGUCCACCUGUUACUUUGUAGAUGUAUGUGAAGAAAAAGGAGGUCAGGGAUAUACUGAUUAGAUAUUUCUUUAAGAUGAUGUUCUGUAACUAUGCCACUCUUAGCUGGAAAGUCCAUGAGUCCCAUGUAUUGCAAGAGAAGGUUUUGUUCCCUGCCCCCAUGAAGGAGUGUGGGCAGCCAGGCCUACUUGGCAAGGGAAAACUCUGGUUCUCAAGGCAGUUUUCAUAGGCUUGUUAUUAGCCUCAAAAAUAUUAAAAAAAGCAUAAACUUUACAGUUUUCUAACUUUGCAGAAGCUUCUUUUUCAUUCCAAAGUAGAUAAUAUAUGAAUUCAUUCUUAAUUAACAUGAACAUUUUAAUGGUGGAAAAUUAUAAAGAAAUCAGUUUAUUAUUUUCCCUCUUUUCAUAAGUAAUGCAUGGACAGCAAACUUUAUAAGCAGUGAUUUUUUUUUCCUGUGUCAAGUUAAAAUAGAUACAGUGGAGACUCGAUACUCGAACUUAAUUUGUUCCAAAUGGCUGUUCGAGUAUCAAAAAGUUUGACUUCCAAUACCUAUAAAUCAGGUAAUUCGUUCUAACCUUAGCAAAACCUUAAGUUUACAAAAAUUUCAAUGUAAUUUAUUUUUUAAUUUUGAUAUGUACUUACCGUAAGUAAAGGCUGGUGAUGGAUAACGUAGAAGAGGAGAGGAGGAGGAGGGAGGUUAUUCGUCGGAGGACAAGUCACCGUCUGGUAACUCGUCUCCUGGUGUGAUUCCUGUGAACCCACUAGUGGAGGGCUGUGGCUCACUAACACUUGCACUCUCGCUAGAUUCCUUUUUCAACAAGAAUCUGUCUAAUGUGAUCUGCCUUUGGCUUUUUUUCCAAAUGUCUCUGAAAUGCUGCAUCAAAUUUUCAUCAAACUGGUUUAUGUUUCUGUGUACGGCAGCAAUAUCAGGGUGGCACCUCUCCAAAAAGUUUCCCAACUCUGUCCACUGCUGCAAACAUUUCUUGAUCUCUGCAGUGGAGACUCUUUCCUUGCUGUUCCCCUCCUCCUCCCCUGAAGACAGCUCCUCAGUUACCUCCUGCAGCUGUUCCUGGUGAAGUUGACGCAGCUCGUCAGUGGUGAGGUCUUCAGAGUGUGCUUGCACCAGCUCCUCCACAUCAUCACUGUCCACCUCAAUGCCUAUGGCCCUCCCCAGAGACACAAUGUCCUCCACCACAGCAGACUCCUGGACUGAAGGCUCAAAAUCCUUGGCAGUCACACAGAUCGGCCACAGAUUUUUUCCAGGCAGACUGCAAGGACCUCACAGAAACUUGACCCCAGGCUUUAUCUAUAAGCCUUAGGCAGUGGAGGAUAUGGAAGUGAUUCUUCCGAAACUUACUGUGCGCGAGAGGGUUAAGUUGCUUUUUCACACCCAUCGCCACAUCAGCUCCCUUAAUGGCCUCCUUGUUCUUCAGUAUGGUGGCUACUGUAGAUUUCGCCAUACCAUACUCAGCUGCAAGAUCGGUGAUUCUUGCUCCUUUCUCGUAUUUAUCAAUAAUCUCCUUUUUCCGUUCAAUGGUCGUCACUACAUUCUUCAUUUUAGGCUUAUUUUCACCACUAAUAAGCCUCUUUGGUGCCAUUGUAAGUUUCUAAAUGAAAAACCACAGACAGAACGCAGGAGAAUAUUGUUGUUCUCACGACCGCGGUGGGACAACUGGUGGUGGCCGGGAGGGAGAGGCCAGGAGCCUUUGUUUACAACCACGUGUGCGGACGUUCGAGUACCAGAUAUUUUUUCGAGUACCAAGUCGAACUUUUGCGUUCGAGCAUCGAAAAGUUUGACUUACAAGACGUUCGAGUAUUGAGUCUUCACUGUAUUUGUGUUUCAACGUUUAUAUAUACAUUCUAUGUAGAGAUACAUGCUAGGCAAUAAUGAAAAGAAAAAAAUGUAUAUAUGUACUUGACAAGUCAGUGCCUGGCAUGAGACAGGCAAAUAGCACUGUUGUGAACCAUCCUCCUUGUCCCUCAAUGUUGAUUAAUUACGACAAACAAUAAUUAAAGAACAAGGCGAGAUGGAAGAACAGAAAAAAAGUGCAGAUAAAAAUAAAGUUAAAGCUAAAUUUACACAAAGGAAAGAGUUGGCAGUGUCUUGAAUUAUGGAAGGCAUUUUUUCUUACAUGCAUUUUACCUACAAUUUGCUUUUUAGAAGGACUUUGGAUGGUUCUCAUGAUUUUUUGGUGCAUGACAGAAGGUCUUUCAUGUAGCUCUUAAGGCCCUGCUUCUUGGGUUGGGUUGGGAGGGGAGGAAGAAAAGAAGGGUAGAUAGGUAUGUAGGUGGGUGUGCCAUACAACACAUAAAUGGCUGAGUUUUGCACUUAAGCUGUGAUAUUAUAUGAUUUUUUAUUAUUAAUGUUACUGCUUGUUUUACUCAUUUUCUUUUAUUUAUUGAUUUACUCUACUUUCUAUUUGCCAACUUUUUUUUGGUUGUUUUUUGUUUUACUUUUUUAUCCUUUUCUGCUUCUUUCUUGCAUGCCACUGUGUCUGGACAGGAAGAGGCAUUAUUAUUAUUAUUAUUAUUAUUAUUAUUAUUGUUGAUAUUUUCUCACCUGCAGCAUCAGUAGAGAGUAUUGAAGCUCUGUACUGUUUCAUUAGCCUUUAAUUUGACUGUUUGUGCAAUGGUACUGAUCUCAACUAAGCUGCUUUUUUUUAUUAUCUUGGCCCUGUAUGUCUGUGUGGUCAUGUAAUAUAUUGAUAUCAUUCUUUGCUGUAUAAAUAAAGUAAGCCUUGACCCCAUUACUAUUACUACUACUACUAUUACAAUUAUUAUUAUUAUUAUUAUUAUUAUUAUUAUUAUUAUUAUUAUUAUUAUUAUUGUUGCAUACAAUGUUCACUCACAUGUCGAUCGUAUACCCAGUACGUAUUUAUUCCGAUCUCAACAGUUUCUCCUUGUGUGAUCUAAGACAUAUCCUAAAUAAACAUUAAACAUCCUA